Thyridium curvatum is the source of this 1590-nucleotide messenger RNA. RefSeq lists its product as uncharacterized. Gene Ontology annotation, cellular component: SBF transcription complex; MBF transcription complex. The record is from RefSeq and is a predicted model, not a curated record. The transcript has 4 exons. The coding region runs from base 1 to 1590 and encodes 529 amino acids. NCBI's taxonomy places the organism in Eukaryota, Fungi, Ascomycota, Sordariomycetes, Thyridiales, Thyridiaceae. Gene Ontology annotation, molecular function: DNA binding; transcription regulator activity.
AUGUUGCCCGUACGGUCUCUGCUCAACCCAACAUCGCCAGCUCAAUUGGCUCAGCACUACCGAGCGAGCCCGAGUCUCUCCCCGGCUUGGACAUCUUCCACUGAUCUCCCUCCAUCAAGAGAUGGCCCGCUUCUGUCGAACUCAGCAGCUAUCCCAUCCCCGAGUAACUACGCUUGGUUGAAUACCAAAGGCGAGGUCAAAUUCCCCCCUUACGAGCACCACCUGGACGACAGCGCCCGUCGAGAAGUUCAAAAGUUUCGAGUCUCGCCAUUGGGCGAGAUCCAGAACAGUCCCGGCCACAUUCCCUACAACAGCGGCAAAAAGGACUUUUACCAGAAGACGGGCCGCGAGAGCUUUGAAGUAUUCCAAUACACCUUUGAGGUUGCCGGUUCGGAUAAGAAGUUUACCGUUAUGUGGGACUACAACGUUGGACUGGUCCGGAUGACCCCUUUCUUCAAGGCUUGUCAAUACAGCAAGACCCAACCAUCCAAAAUGCUCGGCAUGAACCGCGGACUGAAGGAGAUUACGCACAGCAUUACCGGAGGCUCGAUCCCCGCACAAGGGUACUGGAUGCCAUAUAGCUGUGCGAAAGCCGUCUGUGCUACAUUCUGCUACCAGAUAUCCGGUGCACUUAUACCCAUCUUCGGACCCGACUUUCCAAGCCUCUGCAUACCUCCCAGCUCUCCCAACUUCGGCUGCAUGACCAUCGACCCAGACAUCGUCGCCCGAGCGAUCCAGGAUGCCGAGAGGGACCGCGAGAAGAACAUGGAGGAGCGCGGGCACCCCCGGCAGUCCAGCGUCGUUCGCGACUUGUCGACGGCCAGUUCCCACGGCAGCAGACACUCUCGCGGACGCUCGAGAGGCUCCAUGGACGCGUAUCCGGGCAGCAACAGCCUGGAAUACCGAGUUAUUCAAGACAGAAUGCUGGCUCCCAGCUACAGGGGCGGGUACGUCAGGUACUCCAUGGGCCCAGACAUGAGUCCCGAGUCCGCCUACACCUACCAGAGCCAGCUCCCGCCGCCGCCACCGAUGCCGACGAGCCACCCCUGGACGCCGCCCGAGUACAAGAGCAAAGUGCACUUUGGCGACAACGACCCCUUCAGGACCGCGGACCCGUGGCUCUCGGCCCUGCCCUCGGGGACCUCCAUGCCCUACCACCGACACCACCCCUACCGCCGCGAGCUGCCGACCCCGCCGCCGGUAUCAGAACAGCUACGGCAACGAGUACAACAACAACAAAUAGGACUGGCACAGCGACUCCAACAACAAGAAACCGCCGAUCGUACUUGGCGACCCCCUCCACCGACAGUCGAGCCGACGAGGCCGGCGAGGGAACCGACGCCGGGCCAGUCUGCCGCCAACCCGAUGGCGAUGGUCGAUGCCGCGAGACGGGUCAACGCGUUCCUGCAGCAGCGGCAGCCCACUGGCGAUGACGAGGACGCCGCAGAACUGCUCUUGGGUCUGGGCGUUGCCUACUCCAGCCCGCCAGCGAUGGAGAGAGCGUCUAGUAUCAGCAGGUGCAGCAAGGGCAAGGCGGUGGAGACGCAGCCGAGGCGCAGGAGCAAGAGGACACGAUCGUCGCAGUUCUGA